This is a messenger RNA of Castor canadensis (American beaver), 5316 nucleotides long. It is a transcript of the gene Plekhm1, whose product is annotated as pleckstrin homology and RUN domain containing M1. The record is from RefSeq and is a predicted model, not a curated record. Lineage: Eukaryota; Metazoa; Chordata; Mammalia; Rodentia; Castoridae.
GCUUCUCUGAGCUCCUCGAUUGGCUCUGCGGGCCGGAGGCGGGGCCUGACGCGGAGCCUACGUGAUGGCGUCAGGCGCCGCCGCGCCGCUUCCUGUUGUCAGUGGCCCGGAGGCCGUAGCGUCGGCUCGGAGUCUAAGGCACUGUAGCGGCCGGGAGCUCAGCCCGCCGGGUCCCUGCUCCCUGUGGUGUCAUGUGAGUCUCCUUGCCUAGUGGUGCCUGAGUGGAAAUGCUCUCAGUGGUGGAGAAUGGACAGGAGCCCCAGGCUGCCAUCUCGGUCAUCAAGAAGAAACUGGUGGGAUCCGUGAAGGCACUGCAGAAGCAGUGUGUGUCCCUGGACACAGUGGUCACUAGUGAAGACGGAGAUGCCAACACCAUGUGCAGUGCCUUGGAGGCCGUGUUUAUUCACGGCCUGCAUCCCAAACACAUCCGUGCUGAGGCCGGAGGAAAAAGGAAGAAACACGCCUACCAGAAGCCUCUGCCUCAGCCUGUCUUCUGGCCCCUCCUGAAAGCUGUCACCCACAAACACAUCAUCUCUGAAUUGGAGCAUCUGGUCUUUGUCAACACAGACGUGGGCCGCUGCCGGGCCUGGCUGCGGCUGGCCCUCAACGAUGGCCUGAUGGAGUGCUACCUGAAACUGCUCCUCCAGGAGCAGGCCCAACUGUGCGAGUACUAUCAGCCCACAGCCCUGCUGCGAGACCCUGAGGAGGGCGAGUUCCUCCUUAGCUUCCUGCAGGGACUAACGUCUUUGUCCUUUGAGCUCUCUUACAAGUCUGCCAUCUUAAACGAAUGGACGCUUACUCCACUAGCUCUCUCUGGGCUUUUCCCACUCACUGAGCUCGAUCCUCUCACUACCUCUGGUGCAGAACUACAGCGGAAGGAGUCACUGGAUUCAGUUUCCCAUUCCUCAGGCUCAGAAGACAUCGAAGUGCAGCACUCGAGCCAUAAAAUCCAGCAGAACAGGAAGCUCACUGCCUCUUCCCUCAGCCUGGACACAGCCAGUUCAUCCCAGCUGUCCUGCAGCCUAAACUCUGAUAGCUGCUUGCUCCAAGAGAAUGGCUCCAAGAGUCCAGACCAAUCUGAGGAGCCCAUGUCCUAUGACUCGGACCUGGGCACUGCAAAUGCUGAUGAUUCUGACCGGUCUCUCCAAGAGGUGUUGUCGGAAUUCAGCAAAGCCCAGGUAAACUCUGUGCCAACCAACGGGCUCACCACCAGCAUGCAGCUGCACUUUGAUAGCCCUACGGACCUCCUUCCUCCCCAAGCAUCCUCUAAGGCCCCAGAUGGUGGCCAAAAGCAGGAGCCACUCCCCCAGGUGCCUGGUAACCUGGAUAUGAAGCAGCUAGGCACUGCCCAAGCUGCCCCUGCAGGAAGCACUUCAGACCAGCAGCCUUCUAGUCCUGUGAGUGGAGCAGUCUGCCAAGGGAGUGGCCAGCAGAAAGCCCUGGAGUGUGGUGGAGUUGGAUUGAAGCUUGUGGUUUCUUCCCCCACCAGUCCGAAAAGUAAGAGCUGGAUCUCUGAAGAUGACUUCUACCGGCCUCCCCAGGAGGGCACCCCUGAGAGUGCUUCCAGUGGCUGUCCAGCUGCUUCCCCAGGGACUCCAGAGUCAAGGACUGCUCUCUACAGGCUUUCUUCUCAAGGACCAAGAAAGAGCCCCUUAGGGGCAUUAAACAGAGCAUGUGUGCCUUCCCCAGGCAGUGAGAAAGCCGAGGCAGCCCCAGUGGCAUCGCAGGAGCAUAAGAACUUCCGAGUGGUACACCGGAGGCAGAUGGGGCUAUCUAACCCAUUCCGGGGCCUCAUGAAGCUGGGCACAGUGGCUCGGCGGGGGGCCAUGGGAAUCUGGAAGGAGCUCUUCUGUGAGUUGUCCCCACUGGAGUUCCGCCUCUACCUGAGCAAUGAGGAACGCACUUGCGUGGAGAGCUGCUCCCUGCUGCGCUGCGAGGCCGUGGGGCCAGCCCACAGCGAUGGGCGCUUUGAAUUGGUCUUCUCUGGCAAGAAGUUGGCGCUGCGUGCCUCCUCCCAGGAUGAGGCUGAGGACUGGCUGGACCGAGUGCGGGAGGCCCUGCAAAAGGUUCGGCCCCAGCAGGAAGAUGAGUGGGUGCAUGUCCAGUACCCAGCCCAGCCUGAGGACGCUCCCAAGGGCUCCCCGGACAGCCACCCCUCUUACUCAGCCUUGCUGCCAGAGCCUACAGUCCUUCAGGGCAUGCAGUUGGACUGGACGUCUGCCCACGUUCCAGAGCCAGACGCUAUCAAAGAGUCCCUUUUGUACCUGUAUGCAGACAGGACCUGGAUGCCCUAUAUUUUUUCCCUAUCCUUGGAGUCUCUAAAAUGCUUCCGAGUGAGAAACAAUGAGAAAAUGCUAAGUGAUAGUCAUGGAGUGGAGACCAUCAGAGACAUCCUGCCAGACACGAGCCUUGGGGGACCAGCCUUCUUCAAAAUCAUCACAGCCAAGGCUGUCCUGAAGUUGCAGGCUGGAAAUGCCGAGGAGGCUGCCCUGUGGAGGGACUUGGUCCGAAAAGUCCUGGCAUCCUACUUGGAGACAGCUGAGGAGGCUGUGACGCUUGGCGGGAGUCUGGAUGAAAACUGUCAGGAGGUGCUGAAAUUCGCCACCAGGGAGAAUGGCUUCCUGUUGCAGUACCUGGUGGCCAUCCCCACGGAGAAGGGCCUCGACUCCCAGGGCUGUUUCUGUGCAGGCUGCUCCCGGCAGAUCGGCUUCUCCUUUGUACGACCCAAGCUGUGUGCCUUUUCUGGUCUCUAUUACUGUGACAUCUGCCACCAAGAUGAUGUCUCAGUGAUUCCAGCCAGGAUCAUCCAUAACUGGGACCUCACCAAGCGCCUGGUCUGCCGGCAGGCUCUGAAGUUUCUGAUGCAUAUCCGGGCCCAACCCCUCAUCAACCUGCAGCUGGUGAACCCCUCUCUGUACGACCAUGUGGAACGCAUGCACCUCAUUGGCAGGAGCCGGGAGCAACUGAAGCUUCUGGGAGACUACCUGGGUCUGUGCCGGAGUGGUGCCCUGAAGGAGCUGAGCAAAAGACUCAACCACAGGAAUUAUCUCUUGGAGUCUCCCCACAAGUUCAGUGUUACUGACCUCCAGCAGAUCGCAGAGGGGGUGUACGAAGGGUUCCUCAAGGCCCUGAUCGAGUUCGCCUCGCAGCACGUCUACCACUGCAACCUGUGCACCCAGCGGGGCUUCAUCUGCCAGAUCUGCCACCACCAUGACAUUAUCUUCCCCUUUGAGUUUGAUACCACUGUCAGGUGUGCAGAGUGCAAGACCGUCUUCCACCAGAGCUGCCAGGAGGUGGUGAAAAAGGGCUGCCCUCGCUGUGCCCGUCGGCGCAAGUACCAGGAACACAGCAUUCUCACCUAGCCCCAAUGUCUGACCCACCCGAGGCCAGGGGAGCUGCAGCUCAGUCAUCCCAGAUGGCCUUGUUGACAGCCAGGCUCCUCUGUCUCUCCAGUGAGGAAGAGGAAGACCCUCAGGUGUGCCCAGAGCACAGGCCUCCCAGAGAAAGCCCAUUCCCAAUGGUCUCUCACUACUGACUUUUCCAGGUGGCAGGGACACCAGCAAUAGUCAAAGGGGGCUUUUUACCAGGCCUGGCUCACCUCACUGUCAUGGUCCCUCCAUCAGGGCUGUUCAAACACUGUGGAAACAAGACUUGGGGAACAUUUUCAAUUCCACAUUCCUGACUAAAAGGUCUAGUUUUUUAAGAUGGGUUUUUCCCCCUUCAUAUUUCAACAGAAAAUAUUUUUUUAUUCCUGACCCUAUACAAGUCACCCAAGGAACCCAGGCCUUCCUACCCUGAGCAGAUGGGCAGGAGCCACCCAGGCCCAGCCUGAAGGCAGGCAGAGGAUCAGGCAGCUGUGGGCCGCUGCCUCUCCUUCACUCUUACUGGCUCUUGCUGCCAACAGCUCAAGUGCCACAUGACCCUAGCAGGGAGGGGUCAGUCCUAAUGACCACCAUCUUCCUCUCCUGUCUCUUCAUGACUCCCUGUCCUCACCUGAAAAGUUUCCUCCCUUCCUCUACAUUAGGACCCCUAGGGUCCUGGUCACAGCAGGAGCAGGGGACUGGCCCCAAACCAGCACUGUCAGCACUUUGAGCUUCCCUUGGUUCAGGGAAGGCCAUCGUCUUGCCCACCCUCUACCCACACCCUCCUUACUCCUUACAGACAGCAGGGGCCACCCCUGCUUGACUAACCCCGGCUAGGACAGACAGCAGCAAGCCCAGGACAGGGACCCCAGAGAAGGUAGCGAGCCUUCUCUGCCAGUGGCCAACCUUGGGCACCAUGGCAGCCAUGCUCCCACUGUGGAGAUGCCAUCCUUCCACUGCUGAGGUGUGCAGGCUCUUGCAAGAAGCCACCCCAUAAAACCUCAGUUUUACAAAGCCAUGAAUUCACCCAGUUCCACCCAAAAAAGGUUCUAGAAGCAGGACUGCCUUUUAAGGGAGCCUGAGGAUACUGGGAGGCUGAAUUGUUCUCAAAUGAAGUUCAGACCCUUGAGACUUAGGGAGAAUGUGGACAUGGUCUCUGCUGCCUUCCUCUCCUCUCCUGAACCCAGCAGCCGCUCUGGCCAUCCCACUGUAUACUCAAGCCUAGAGUUGGAAGCCUCAGGUGGAGCUGCACCUGUCAAUGUCAGGAGAUGAGCUUUCCCCCAUCCUCUCUGAGAUGAGGCUGGUGAGUCACCUGCCUGCCCCACAGAGCUUCAGGAAUUGUGCAAUAGAGCAGAGGGGGCGGUAGGCAGGCAGUGGAGGCUGUCACACAGCCCCUCCAUCCCCAUCCUGGAAGGUGGUGCACACCAUGCCCAGAACACCAAAGCCUCCUGAACCUGAGCUGGAAAGUGAGUACACGGCCUCACCCCACACCCAUAGCCAGCAUUAUUGCUCCCCCACAAACAGCCUGAUCAGAGCCUCAUUGCCCCCAGGUCCCUAAGCAGGCAGGAGGGUGACCUGGGGUGGGCCUUGGGCCUGGGAGUACAUUCCAGAAGGUGCCCAAGGAGACAGCAGGAGUGAGACCCUAGUUGGCAGGGCCUCUCCCAUCCCUGGGAUUCUGAGCAUUAGAGUUGGCCCCCUCCCCAUUACCAACAAGCUGCUAAUGCUGUCAGGUGAGUUGACUUAACCCCGCGCCUCCAGGGGAAGCUCAUGUGAAUCUCAGUAGUGCCCACACUGUUCCUGAAAUGUUAUUUUAGUGAGUAGGGCUUGGCUCUGGCGAAGUGCUUUGCAAUGUAUUGGAGGAGCUGCUGCUGUGUGAUGUUUGAAUGAUCUUGCAGUAAAGACUUGAUCUUUCUGAUAAUCACUGUCUGGCUUCUAAAUCUUGACCACCAGCCAU